AUGGCAUUCCGUUCAACAGACGUGACCCACCCUCAUAACCAAUCGGUAUUUGAUGUGGCCGACCGGCAAAUCGUAGUUCUUCUGCGUCAAUUACGCGAACGGCAACGUUCGGAGAAGAAAACAAUCACUCCAUCAGCCCCGCAAAAUAAUACCCCCGUGGAACAGUUGCCUAAACCGACCGAGGCAGUUAAACGAGGUCAUCCUUUCGAAUCAGAGUCCAGCGAGGAUUCCAGUGAAGAAAAUUCCGAGGAAUCAAGUUCCAGUAGUGACGAGGCCUCAAUCACGGCUAACAAGAAACCCGCUUUGGACACGCCGCUUGUUUCUGUGUCUGCGGCCGCGGGUGAUCACUCCGCAAACGGUGGAACCGCGGUCAACGGUGCACUAUCAACUCUCAUGAGUGCGCAUCGACCAAAUGUUUUGGCGGAGAAAAUGGCAGGUGUGGAAGAAGCAGCUUCGGCUCUCGUGUCUACAGUUGCCAAACCCGGUGCGGAGAACGUAGUCGAACCGUCGGCUGCGGAUUCCACAAAAUCACCUCCGUCUCCGGUUGAGUCGUUUAGCUCUCUAAGUACGUCACGCUCUGAAGACAGUGUGUCAUUAGAAUCCAUAGAGUCAGACUACGGCGAGAAAACGGCUGUAUCGGGUGGGUUUCCGGCGUUUGAUAUACGUAGUGAUACACAUCUGAGAAAUCACGCUGAGGAACAUGGUGAUUUUCCCUAA
This is a messenger RNA of Echinostoma caproni, 717 nucleotides long. The record is from the annotation of a GenBank genome assembly. Lineage: Eukaryota; Metazoa; Platyhelminthes; Trematoda; Plagiorchiida; Echinostomatidae.